AUGCUGGUUGGAUGGCUCAGUGAUGCAGGGCGUUUAAUUUCGGAUAUCCACCAUGAAGAGUCUACCUGCAGAAGAAAUCUAGUCUCGGUGGAUGUGGACAAGCAGCUUCGAGGUACACAAACUAACGUAACUGUUGACGGUUGGUUGUUUGUACAAAAUUUGGGUGGUCGGUUGAAAGCAGCUCGUGAAAUGGAGAAGUUAUCGUCAAACCUCAAGCCUAAAGCAGUUAAUGCCAGAUCUACCGCUUCGGUAAAUUUCAAGAGUCUGUCUCGAGCAAAUGUCAAGGGGUAUCGAGGCAGACCCAAAUAUUCCCGGAAAACUCGAAGCCUCGAGGUAAAAAACACUCGGAAGAUUUCUAGCUCAACCAAAGAAAAUCGUCCCAUUUAUCGAACCAACUAA
Acanthoscelides obtectus is the source of this 399-nucleotide messenger RNA. Lineage: Eukaryota; Metazoa; Arthropoda; Insecta; Coleoptera; Chrysomelidae. The record is from the annotation of a GenBank genome assembly.